CGCUGUGUUUCUGCGGCUGCGCGUUGACGGUCAGCUGACAAAUGUUUGCAGCUUCAGUUUGCACGGCAGUGAAAUCAAACACCUGCGCGAAUAAUCGCCAUCAGCGCGAUGAGUACCGGUGGCACACCUCGAUCAUUGCCGUCAUCCGGGCAGAAAUCCCUUCAGGACAUCAGUCACCCGCUGUCCGCGGAGGAGGCAGUGCGCAGCUGCAGCCCUGAUAUACUGAACACUAACAGCACUGGAGAGAAGGACCUGAGCUUACCCAAUGGGACCCCAGUUGACACAUCAAGCCCUGCCUCCUCUUCUUCACUGUUAAACCGACUUCAGUUAGAUGAUGAUUUAGACGGAGAGACACGCGACUUGUUUGUGACUGUAGAUGACCCAAAAAAACACGUGUCCACUAUGGAGACCUAUAUCACCUACAGAGUGUGUACAAAGACCUCAAGAACAGAGUUCGAUUUGCCCGAAUACUCAGUAAGACGACGCUACCAGGACUUUGACUGGCUGAGGAACAAGCUGGAGGACAGUCAACCCACCCACCUUAUUCCACCUCUACCUGAGAAGUUUGUUAUGAAGGGAGUGGUGGACCGUUUUUCAGAAGAGUUUGUGGAGACCAGGAGAAAGGCACUGGACAAGUUCCUCAAACGUGUAGCAGACCAUCCGGUUCUUUCUUUCAACGAACACUUCAAUGCCUUUCUUUCAGCAAAGGAUUUGAAUAAGCGUCAAGGCCUUGCUCUGCUGACUAAAAUGGGCGAAUCUGUGAAAUAUGUGACUGGAGGUUAUAAACUGAGGAUGCGCCCGGUGGAGUUUGCAGCCAUGAGCGAGUAUCUGGACGUGUUCACACAGAAGCUGGGCACCCUUGAUAGGAUAGCACAGAGAAUUAUCAAGGAGCAGUCAGAGUACCUAAUGGAACUGAGGGAAUAUGGUCCUGUGUACUCUUCCUGGGCGUCUUUUGAGGGGGAAUUACAUGAACCUCUAGAAGGGGUUGCAGGGUGUGUUUCCAACUGCUCCAGUGCCCUUGAUGAACUCACAGAGGACAUGAGCGAAGAGUUUCUUCCCGUCCUUAGAGAAUACGUUCUCUAUAUUGAGUCUAUGAAGAAUGUUCUUAAAAAAAGAGAUCAGGUCCAGGCUGAAUAUGAAACAAAGCUAGAGGCUGUUGUGUUCAGAGAGGACAAAAAGACGCCGGUACCCACUGAUGUGGAGAAAUGUCAGGAUCGUGUGGAGUGCUUCAACGCUGACCUGAAGGCUGACUGGGACCGCUGGCAGAACAACAAACGGCAGGACUUUAGACAGCUGCUGAUGGGCAUGGCCGACAAAAACAUCCAAUACUACGAGAAGUGCCUUGCAGCAUGGGAGUCCCUGAUUCUGCAGUUACAAGACAAGCAGGAAGCAAAAUGUGAAACAAACUGAACAUAUAUUUCAUCAGGUUCCUCUGCAACUUCUAAGCUAAGAAAUUUAUGACCCUGUGAGGAGGGUGUGCCCUUGGACCUUUUCCACCACAAUAAAUAUAUUUAACGGGGCAUCCAGAAAAGGGACGCAAACGGAGUGGACAAGCUACAAGAAAUCCAUUUUGUAACAUGUCUCUAUUUGUGAAACCCCAUCCAAACCCCCUUCCUCUCUUUCUGGCAGUGUUUGCAAGAAGAUGUCAUUUAUCUCAUCUCCAGCCAGUGCCAGAUCUGAAGAACAACGGUUCUGAGAACUUGAACUGUUUGCAGCAUGGAGGGAAAGACAGGAAAGGGGAAGUUUUCGGUGGUGUCAAAAAUUUGGUGUUUUUAGUGAAAUGUUUGCCAAUAAUUAUUUUGUAAAUGCUUGUUUCAAAUCUGCCUGGUUAAAGGAACAAAUAUGUCAGUGUUUUCGUAUAUAUAUAUUUUUUAAUCAAUUAAAAGUUAGCUGAAGGUUUGCCAACAUUCCUCUUGCCAAAGAUGUGUAAUUGAAGUUGGACUUUUUAUUUCAGACAUUUUUGCUUUUUUCAGAGAAUCCUUGGACAUUGGCAUCAUGCUUGCCUGUAAUGGCAGCUUUCUCAUACUUUGAAUUAAGGUCACAGAGUUGAAAUGAUGUUUUGCUAGAUAUACUUGACCUCAUUAAAUAUUUAUGAGAA
Messenger RNA from Misgurnus anguillicaudatus (oriental weatherfish), 2098 nucleotides. It is a transcript of the gene snx30, whose product is annotated as sorting nexin family member 30. The record is from RefSeq and is a predicted model, not a curated record. Gene Ontology annotation, cellular component: phagophore assembly site; early endosome. Gene Ontology annotation, biological process: endocytic recycling; autophagy of mitochondrion; piecemeal microautophagy of the nucleus. Gene Ontology annotation, molecular function: phosphatidylinositol binding. Lineage: Eukaryota; Metazoa; Chordata; Actinopteri; Cypriniformes; Cobitidae.